AUGAGUCGAGGAAAGAGACCCGAGCUGCCGCCCAAACCAGGGGGACCUCGUCGCGAAGACAUGCCAACUAUUCCGGUUAAAAAUACACUUCUGCAUCUGAAUGGUCAAAACCUCGCUCUGGCGGCUAAAAAAAGCGACCAUUCUCGAGCACCUGGCCCCCAUCUGUCACCGGUGCCUGUAAAGGAGGCAGCAGGUCGCCUUACAGCCUCCCCGCCAUUGACCCAAGAGGCCACAGUGCAGUUGGACUUGGCGCUGCCAAAGUCCCACAAGCUAGUCCUGGACACCGGGGUAGGGAACCACCAGGCGAGGCGACCUUUAAAGCUGGCACCGUUGGUCUUGUCUGACAACGUUGGACAAGUGCACAAGCAGAAAGUGAAAUGUAACCAAGGAAAGACAUGUGUAAGUCGGGAGAAGGUUUCCAUUGUAGAGCUAAAGAAGCCGUCAAAAGCGCCAAUUAAAAGCAUGCAGGAUGUGAUUUGCCAGGGUACUCCGGCUCCGCUGUUCCCCAAGCUUACCCCGCACUCGCCCCAUGUUAAAGCCAGAGGCAAGAUCAGGUCAACAGGCCCAAACCUCACAAAUCAAGACAACGCUGAGAAGAGACGGCUGAGGCUGACAAGAGAGCAGUGCUUGGAGGAGGCUGAGACCAAGUCCAGCACGUCGAUAAUGGUAGCUUUGUGUUCAGAUGAAGACAAGAGAGCCAAAGGUGUCCGAAGCAGAGGUCAGCGGCAGGACGCGCCUCUGAGAGGAAACCCGCAAUCUGGAAAAGGCAUCAGGAGGCUUCCGGAGGUCCCCCAGGAGAGCAGAAGUGUCAAGAAGAGCAGUGCAGAAGACAGAAAGUCCAGGGAAUUGUCCGGAGAUGAGCCGUCUGAACCUGACGGUGAAAAGACGAGCGCUGCCAGCUGGAGUUUAAAAAGAAGAACGGCCUUAAUGGAAAAGCAAAGCAGAACAGUAACUCUGGAGCGACCCCAGCUCUGA
Messenger RNA from Knipowitschia caucasica, 975 nucleotides. NCBI's taxonomy places the organism in Eukaryota, Metazoa, Chordata, Actinopteri, Gobiiformes, Gobiidae. The record is from the annotation of a GenBank genome assembly.